AGUUCUCUCUCGGUUCGGAUGUUAUUUUUUCUGUUGCCGCAGUGGCUUGUCUGAUAUAUAAAUUGAAAAGUCUUCUUAACCUUUCCUUAAACUGCUCAUCAUUUUACCUCGUGUUGUCGAGUUAAGCGUUCCAAUUCCUGUUCCAAAUGAGAUUGAUAAAGAUAUACCUUCGAUACUAUCCACCAGGCAUUGCGCUGAACUACCAGAAGAAAGGUAUCGAAGGGACCAAAAUGAUAGAUCUGUUUGAUCUUACACCAAGCUGUGAUCUCCAAGUGCUAACGAAGCAAAUUGCCUCCACCGAACCACUCAUUACGCAAGAAGUGUUCCCCCAGGUGACGGAAAUAUUGGAAAAGUUGCAGAAAAAGCUCAAAGAACCGGUCAAGACCAAGUUUUACCUGUUCAAAACGCUGCAAACGCACAUCCUGCCACUGACGAAUGUGUGCUUCGACAAAUCGGGCAAAAAAUGCAUUACCGGAUCUUACGACCGUACCUGUCGCAUCUGGAACGUGGAAAGUGGUGACGAAGAGAAAGUCCUUAAAGGGCAUGAAAAUGUCGUCUUCUCUGUAGCCUACAACUAUCCCCGAUGCGACCGGAUACUUACAGGAUCAUUUGACAAAACUGCCAAGAUAUGGAACCCCGUCUCGGGCAACUGUAUCAACACACUCUGGGGUCAUACGGCCGAAAUUGUGGGCGCAGAGUUCAAUCCCCACCAGUGUGAGCUGGUAGCAACGUGCAGCAUGGACAAUACGGCCCGCGUGUUUCACUCGGAAACGGGCCAGGAGAUACAUCUGUUUGCGGAUCAUUCGGCGGAAGUUAUCUCGGCCCGGUUCAACAAGGAGGGCAGUCUGCUGCUUACCGCCUCGUUCGACGAAACGGCCACCGUGUGGGAUAUGCGAGCUAAAGAGCACGCUAUUGUUAUCCGUGGACAUGAGGCCGAACUAAGUAACGCUGUCUGGAACUUCCAGUGCAAUCUGAUCGCUACCAGCUCCCUUGACCGGACGGCCAAGAUAUGGGAUCUGCGUCGGUUGGAUGAACCACAAGCCACGGCCACCCACAAGGAUGAGGUGCUGGACGUUGCGUUCAACUGUACCGGCACACGGUUAGCGACGGGCAGUGCCGACUGUACCGCCAAGGUGUGGGACGUUACGGGCAACUUCGAGCUCGUUACGAUCAUGGCCGGCCAUUCGGACGAAGUGUCUAAGGUGACGUUCAGCCCACCGGGUGGAUUGCUGCUGACGGCAUCUGCCGACAAAACGGCCCGCAUUUGGAACUCGGGCACCGGUACCUGCACCCAGACACUGUCCGGCCACGAUGGGGAAGUGUUUUCCUGCUCGUUCAACUACUCCGGCGACGCCAUCAUUACCGCGUCGAAGGACAACACGUGUAAGAUAUGGAGAUGAUACGACUGGUUCUCCGGGCAGGCCUUUAAAGGUCAGCCUAAGAAGCAGCGGCAGAGGUACAGUGUGGCAUAUAGCAACCGGGAGGCCGAACACUGGACCAAGUUUUUGCUGCGCAGCUGAACGCUUGAUGCUCGCGGCGAGCGGAUAAUAUUAAAAAGGGCGGAAUUCACGCGAAAGGGAAUUCCGUGCCCCUUACGCGAACCGUAUUAUGGCAUAUGAAUUAUUACAUUGAUUAUUUGCUAAACUGUAACCGAUUUUGCAUUUACUGGAUAGUAGAUAUAGCAUCAAGCUAUUGCUACCGAGAACUGUUUUUGCUGUUAAAAUAAUACAUUUAAUCUCAAAGCAGGAUAAUGUAAAUGAUUAGAAACGACAAAUGUUCGCGUGUAGCUUGCACCAAACCCCAGAGUAAUGUGGAUAAUUUGAGUCCAUUUGCCAUGAUAUUGAAAGUAAUAAUUGAGUUUUUAAAAAAAAAAGCUUCCUGACUAAGAGAAUUCUCAAUCGGCGUUCAAAGUUGUGUAAAUAUGUUUUGCAAAUUAUGAGGAUCUACUUCUACUAAGAUGUACAUGAAUAAGUAAUUGAGUUUUAACAACUGAUUGGCUUCCUUCCCUUGAGUCCAUAUUAUUCAAGUUCAAGUGUUAGUUAUUUUACAAUUAUGUCUUUAAAUUGUUUAAAACCAAUAACUUAUUAUUAGAAGAAUUUUAUUGCACAAUUGUGCCGCUAAACGAACAGCUGUUUUCGAAUGUGUUGUGCAAUGUUAACUUUAAAACUAAUUGGGUUGAAAGAGUAUCAAAGCAAUUAUUUAUAAAUAUUUCACACAAAAUCAGAAAUUAUAAAUUAAUGAAUUAGACCAAAAAUUGUAGAAAUAAUGCGUGAUGGUCAAUAAAUAAUCGGAGUAGAGCACAAACAUGAUUUUCCAUCAUUGGUUUUCAAUUACACAAUACAUUCGAAACAGAUGCCAAUGGCAAAAAGUUGACAACA
Messenger RNA from Anopheles arabiensis, 2378 nucleotides. RefSeq names its product dynein assembly factor with WDR repeat domains 1. The record is from RefSeq and is a predicted model, not a curated record. The transcript has 7 exons. Lineage: Eukaryota; Metazoa; Arthropoda; Insecta; Diptera; Culicidae. Bases 147 to 1400 code for a protein of 417 amino acids. Gene Ontology annotation, molecular function: protein binding.